GCCCGCCGGUGCGUUCGCUUGCCUGCGGUGGUUCGAAAGGUCAAAGGUGCUAGCGUGGGGCGCGCGCCUUUUGAAACGGCGUCGCUCUUAGCAGGUUUUAGUUAGGAAAAAAUGGCGCAGCUUGGAUUUCAACUGUGGGCAGAACUUGGAGCAAGCUCUAAGUUUGCGUUUAUUUAGUCUGAAAAGGUACAGAAAAACUGCGAACUGCUCUGGAGCGCGGCUAGGCUCCGUUCCCUCCUAUUCUGAUUCGCGAGUUAGCCGCGGUUUUAAUAGUGGCGCCCUAUUCGCUACGUUACAGAACACGCACUGCAGAGCAGCCAAUGCGAACGCGGCCCGAGGGCAUUUAAUCCGCACCUAACGUUUUUUAAAAGUUCAACCGACGCCGUGUGGGACGAUUCGAGCCUCAACAGCCUCGCGCGUUUGUUUAUACUUUUUCGAUGUAAAAAAGCUGCCGAUUUGCGCCCACAGCUCGCAGAAACGCCGAGUCCCCAUGAAAGCCAAUGUGAUGUAGUUGAUAACUACGAAGAAAUCAGGCAGAAAGACAGGUGGUAAAUCAGACGAGUCGAGGGUUAAAGGUUAAAAUUUGGGCGACUGGACAUCAGCAUCACAGCCGAAAGAUGUCCGAUCUGAUCGACUUCGAGAGCCCGAACACAAACAACGGGCCGCUGCUGGCCUCGCCGCUGAUACCGGUUCCGCAGAACAAUGCCCAGGUCGCCAAUGGGGCUGGACCUCACUUCUCGGAGGCUGACAAGCGGCGCAGCAUGGAGAACAAUCCGUUCGACAUGGUCAUGAAGAAGAUCACCGAGUACGAGAAGAACCGGGAGGACCCCUUCGAGAGGGUCUGCGAGAAGGCCAUGAUGGGCCUCGGCGAGUCCAAGGAUGACCUCGUCACCAAGAGGAACAGGAGGUACUCCGACAUCCUCAAGAUGAACAAGACUGUGGACGAGACUGAUAUCAACUUUGAUGUGUGCUUGAGCGAGGAGAAAGAUAAGAUGGCCCUGGAGGAUAACGAUAUAAGUAUUAUUACAGAUCUGAAUAACACAAAUCUCAUUGGGGAUGGUGUGGAUGGCAGGCGGGUCGUGGCGUCGUGGAGCUGUGAUAAUAAGAUGAUUCCUAAUGUAAAUAUAUUUUCCCCGCCGCAUCCCAAUCCGGAUCUGUCCAUUUUGAACACGUCCGCCAUGGAUGAUUCGCUAUUGGACCACAAUGUGGCCAAGGAUUAUAAAAGCCUGCAGACUGAUUUUAGUGUUCGCCCUAGAUCUAUGUCGCAAAAUGUUUUUCUAUCUCCUAAGAAGGUGUCUCCAGUGACAAAGAUCAGGAGAUCCUUGUCGGUCAAUGAUGGAAGGAAAAACAGUGUUUUUGGAGAAGACACCACAUUGGCUAGUGCUCAGUCCAGUAUGUUCGAGGAUCCAAUGAAUAAUGCAUUCAGGAAGACUACUUUGAAAAGUGAUGCAAGUUCCAAUUCUAGUAAUUUAAGUACUCAGUAUGAUUCCUUUAUAAGUAAGCAAAAGUUAGAAAGACUGAACAGCGAUAGCUCUGUAUUUUCUGGGCUAUCAAAUAUCUCCGUUAUUCCAAUGGACGUUGAAAACAAAAUAAGGUCAGAGAGGUUUUGUAGCGAGGGCUCUGCUUACUCCGGUAUUUCAAAUAUAUCAAUGAUUCCUGCAAAUAACACCAUGUCUUCGUACGAAUCUUCAGAAUAUUCCAACAAUACUAAUAAUAAAGCAUUCCUGGCUAGCAGAUCACAGUUGGAUUCAACGAGUUCCAAUGCGACAGCUAAGACUCCAUUGAAAACGUCAGACAAGUCUGACUUAAUAAAGAAAUUUUUCGAAAUCAAGACAAGAAUGUCAAUUAGUCAUGUAGAACAGACAAAAAGUGAUAAUGAUACUAAUCAUACAGAAGAUAAGGAUGAUAUUUUAUUAAAAUCUACUAUUGAUUCAAAAGAAUGUUCUUCUGGCAAAGAUGAAAAACUUAUUGAUGUGGAUAACAGUUCCGAUUCUGUAUUUAAUGACCAAACGGGUAUUAAUGAUCUAAUUGUCAAUGAGGCAAGAGCUCUCGCAGAAACGUUUGAGAAGAUGGCUUCAAUCAAAGUGUCUAAGUCAAGCGAUGAAGAUGAACUAUUCUUUUCAAAGACACAAUUGAACUUUGAUGAUUUGCCUCAAUCAGAUGACGAAGCUGUGGAUAAUCUUAUAGAAUUACCUACAUCACCUCAAAGAGAUUCCUCUUCACCAGAAACGAAUAAGCCUAUAAAAAAAGAACCAGAAUCAAAUCAACUUUCUCCAAAAGAAAAAAUCAAAGCUUUGGAGAGUGAAUUUAUAGAGCAGAAGGAUCCCAAUAAAAAAGCUAUGGCAGCUACAUUGUUAUUGGAUCUUGAAAAGUUAAUCAAAGAGGAGCACAAUCCUGAUGCAUGCAAAGUCUUGACUGAUUUACAAAAAUUAUUGGGUGUCGAAUGUGAUAAUAAUACUGAAAUUUUGCAAGUAUGUUUACAAAGCACAGACAAUUCUCCAAGAGAGGAAUUAUCGAAAGGUAAUUCUGAUUCAAUUAAAAAUGUACCUGAUUCUGAUUGCGAAUUAACUAAUUCAAAAGAAGAUAAGCAUGAUGAUUCAAAAAAUAGUUCUUCCAACUCUACAGACAUUUCAGAGAGUAAGUUAAGAAAAAACGUUAAGUCAGAGAACGAAUCUCAGAUUGUCCAAACAUCAUCAGAGAAUAAAGAAAACUCUAAUGAAAUACCUGAAGACCAACAGCUGGCAAUAAAUUUGUUGCGAACAUUGAAUAAAAUAGUGAACGAAAAAAAUGGAGAUUCUGCUGUGGAUGUUUUACGAAGUUUAGGCUCAGUAUUAAAUAUGGCUACAGAGUUGCGAUCGAUAAAUAAAGUGAAUCAAAAGUUCGAAAUAAAGAAAAAUGAUAAAAUUGUACAGAAGCAACUCAAUCGCUCAACAAAUUCAACGUUUAGAUCACCAAGCCCGAAAACUCUUAACGUAAAAUCUCAGAACAAAUCAUUCGAAGCAUUACCGCAAAGAAGAAGUAUGACAAGUGGUCUUACACCUAGAAGCAACAAUCAUUUAUUAGAGGUUCCUCUUGCCAAAGAUAAGAGAAAAUCUCAGCUAUUAAACAUUAAAAAAAGAUUCCCCAGUGAUCCAGGCCUUGUGGAUCCAUCAGAAGAAAAAAAAAAUAUUAAAAGUCCAAAUAAGAUGGAACCACCUUCUAGUCUAGAAACAAAAAAACCAUCAGUGGAACCACUUAAAACUAAGUUCAAGAAAAAAACUAAUUCAGAGGUAGUUAACAAAAAGGGACCUCUUAAGGCUGUGAUUCCUUUGGGAAGUAUGCAAAAGAGAGCAUCGCUCGCGCAAAGAAUGUCGGUCCAUACAGGAAACGUCACUCCUCCAAAAUCAUCAGACUCCAUUCCGUCAUUAAAAAUUGCGAGCAGCACACCUAUCUCCAACGCUAAUCAUAAUAAGUCGAAUCCUACAGCCUCUUCAACGCCGAAUCUAGGAGGAUUGAAGUCUUAUCGUGAGAAAAUCCAAGCACAGCAAAAUUCGAAAAAUCUAUUGCACGUAGCUCCUCAGACUCUGAACUCCAGCUCGAAAGAGCCAAUGAACCGAUCAAAAUCAAAUAAAAGGAUGGAGAAAACGUCACCGCAAAAAAGACCCCUGACACCUAGAAAGAGCAUCGAUAUCAAUGGCGCCGAGGCCACAAAGCUACCUAGAUUCUCGCCUCGACCCGUUCGAGUACGAAACUAUUCUAUGAACGACCUAAAGACUGCUGCCAAAUCACCUCAGACGAGUAUCGGUGUUGCAAAAACUUCCUCGGAAAAGAAAAUUCAGCGCCACUCGACAGUCCUGAGUCCAUUAAAAAACUGUAAUAAACUCGCCUACAAGACAAAACCGAUGAGUUUGAUAUCGAGACUCGGCAAGCCGGCUAGUAUCCAGACGGGCCCGGAAAAGGAGAAUUACGCGUGACUUCCUAGUUGACGCUUUUAACUUUAUUGAUUCUACAGUUGAUGUUUUACCAAUGUUCACGAAGAGAUGAGCUUAUUUUUGUACUUAUUAAGUAGUCUAGUUUUUGUACGUUUUUACGAGAGCACUGUUUUAAUAUAAUAAUUUUUUACAAAUUAUCAAUUAUACUACUUUGUUUUUACAUAA
Messenger RNA from Nasonia vitripennis (jewel wasp), 4136 nucleotides. RefSeq lists its product as uncharacterized. The record is from RefSeq and is a predicted model, not a curated record. NCBI's taxonomy places the organism in Eukaryota, Metazoa, Arthropoda, Insecta, Hymenoptera, Pteromalidae. The transcript has 9 exons. The coding region runs from base 618 to 3953 and encodes 1111 amino acids.